CGGUUAGAAACUUCCGGUAACAAAAAUAAUAUUUGGCGAAAGCAACUCGCUGAAAUUAGUGAGUGAAACAGUGAAAUAAACACUUGGAAUCCAGCAACAAGUGUCCAGACGAUAACAUAUAAAGAGAGCGAGAAAGAUAUACAAUUGGUUGAUAGUGUAUUUCAAAUUCAAUGAAGUAACCACAAGUUGCACAACACUGAACUUUUCCUGGCCUGAUGUCGUUAUGACUGUAUGAGAGUUUACAAUUGUUCACGAAGCUAAGGCUAAAGAACAAUUGCUGAUGGUUAUUUAUGAAUCCUGCACUCAUCAUUUCAACAAGGCCUAUAUACAGUCACAAUGAGCAUAGACAGUGAGUGCAGGCAGUGAGUGUAGACAGCGAGUGCAUGCAGUGAGUGCAGGCAGUGAGUGCAGGCAGUGAGUGUAGACAGUGAGUACAGGCAGGGAGUGUAGAUAUUGAGUAAAGAAAAUGAGUGCAGACAGAAGAAGGAGGGCCCGUGUUCAAGGGGGUUGGGCUGCCCCAAGUGCAGGCCCUAGGAGCGAUCGUAACAAACCUACAAUGCCGCAACAGCCUGCAUGGACAGGGAAAACAGUCGAUCAACCAACGGAGAAAAAAUUUGUGUUUCAAAAGCCUGAACAGGAGAUGAGACAGGCACCAGAGGAAGAGGUGAUUACGAAAAUGGGUAUCUAUGAUAUAAGCUCAGGACCAAGUGGGGUGUCAAGGUUACGAUAUUUCCCGAAUUUCAUCGAAAAGAUGGAAGCUGACGUGAUGUUUGAAACAUUAUAUAAUGAGACCCCUUGGCAACAACGUCAUGACUUGAAGGGUAAAGAUGGCGUACAAUAUACUCAGCCUAGAUUAACUGCUUGGUACGGCGAACUACCAUAUACAUAUUCUGGCGUAACCUGGGAACCAAAUAGAUUUUGGACGAAGCUGUUAAAAAGACUGCGAAAGGAUUUAGAGGAUAAUACAGGAUUUGUUUUCAACUCAUUGCUAUGCAACCUCUAUCGCAAUGAGAAAGACAGCGUGGACUGGCAUAGUGACGAUGAAAAAUCACUCGGCCCAAAUCCAAUAAUUGCCUCUAUGUCAUUUGGCGAUCAAAGGAAUUUUGAGCUCCGGAAAAAACCUCCACCGGAGGAAAAUGGUGACUACACCUACUCAAAACGAGUGAAAAUCCCCUUGACAUCUGGCAGUCUGCUUAUAAUGGAAGGAAGCACUCAAGAGGAUUGGCAACAUCGGGUGCCGAAAGAAUAUCAUGACAGGAAUGCCAGGAUAAACCUAACAUUUCGGGUGAUUCACCCUGAAUAAGCAGAGACAUAUAAAAAUACAUGUCAGUGAUCUCCCCAGCAUUGAAGCAAGUGGGCGCAGCACCCACC
This is a messenger RNA of Owenia fusiformis, 1371 nucleotides long. Lineage: Eukaryota; Metazoa; Annelida; Polychaeta; Sabellida; Oweniidae. The record is from the annotation of a GenBank genome assembly.